Rotaria sordida is the source of this 1212-nucleotide messenger RNA. Lineage: Eukaryota; Metazoa; Rotifera; Eurotatoria; Philodinida; Philodinidae. The record is from the annotation of a GenBank genome assembly.
AUGGAUUCAUGCAAAUGCCCCAUUACGAAUGUUAUAUUUGAAGAUCCCGUUGUGGGUGAUGAUGGACAUACAUAUGAACGAAAAGCAAUUACAGAAUGGUUAACAAGAAAUGGAACAAGUCCAAUCACACGGCAACCUAUGAAUAUUGACUCAUUGAAACCAAACUAUACAGUGAAAAAAAUGAUUGAAGAAUUGAGAUCCGUAUCACAGCCGCAACAGGCUCAGUAUCGAUUUGAACUCGAUGUCGAUAUUGGAAAAACAAGAACGAGACCGUUGUUUCAAGGCUUUGGCAAAUCAAUCUAUGAAGUUGAGUGGAUUAAUCGCAAGGGGCCACCCAUUAUUUUACUCAAAAUUGAUGGAGCCAAAGCCAAUCGAGAAGCUUCAUUUUACGUUCAACUCGGUUGUCAUCCUAACAUUGUUCGAACCUUUGGACUUGUUCAGUGUAAUCCUGGUUCAGUUAUGCUUCUUCAAGAAUGUGCUCCACAUGGAGAUCUCUCUGAACUAUUGCGAGAAAAUGGAUUCAAACCGACAGAACGAGUUUUAAGAAAAAUAUUUCAGCAGAUAUGUGAUGCUAUGAUUUGUCUCGUAGACAAUGGAAUUACUCAUGGAGAUUUAGCCUGUCGUAAUGUUCUCGUUUUUCGUUUAAAUCCCAUUGAACCUAAAGAGAAUUUAGUAAAAUUAACCGAUUUUGGUUUAACAAGAGGAAGUACAGUUUAUUCAAUGAUCGAUAGUCCAUCAAUGUCAACAAUGACAAUCAUUCCCGUGCGUUACGCUGCUCCUGAAAUUCUCCAAAAUCCUGAUAGAAUAAGUUAUUCUGAAAAGUCCGAUGUUUAUUCAAUGGGCGUUCUGAUGUGGGAAGCUUGCUCUUAUGGUCAAUUACCUUAUUCCUCUUUACAUAGUGAUGAUGAUGUUAGACAACGAAAAUUAAAUGAUGCCAGACUUCCACACCCAACUUCAUGCAAACAACCAUUGAAUCAAGCUCCAGAUGAUAUUGUUUACAUUCCGUGCGAAUAUUGUAAAGCGCUAAUUGAUUUGUCUAAUUGGUCUAUUCACAUCGACACUUGUCGUGAAAAUGAAGAAAAUCGACUAGCAAAUCUCGCACAAAUAAUAAGCCAGGAACCUAUUACGGCAAAAUUUCCAUGUGAAUACUGUCAACAAUUAUGUUCAGCAGAUGAACUUGAAACGCACGAGGUAAGUACAACUAUGAGAUAG